Messenger RNA from Pseudoliparis swirei, 2845 nucleotides. RefSeq names its product probable ATP-dependent RNA helicase DDX17. The transcript has 13 exons. The record is from RefSeq and is a predicted model, not a curated record. Gene Ontology annotation, molecular function: RNA helicase activity; ATP binding; RNA binding. NCBI's taxonomy places the organism in Eukaryota, Metazoa, Chordata, Actinopteri, Perciformes, Liparidae. Gene Ontology annotation, biological process: alternative mRNA splicing, via spliceosome. Bases 164 to 2107 code for a protein of 647 amino acids. Gene Ontology annotation, cellular component: ribonucleoprotein complex; nucleus; cytoplasm.
CGUGUUUCACGCGAGGCGUAGCUAUCGACGAGCUAACAGACACCUUUUGCGAGCGUAAAUAACAUUUUAUAACAGCGCACAAGGUCGACGAGCCGGUGGAAAACGUUAAAGCUUAACGUUACGUUACAAAUAUCGCGGAGAGGAUUCACUUCAUUCCGUCAAGAUGCGAGGGGGUUCUUCCUACGGCGACCGCGGACGAGACAGGCCACGGUUUGGGGCCACGAACAGUCGCGGUGGACCGCCGCCAAUGAAGUUUGGGAAUCCAGGCGACCGUCUACGCAAGAAGAAAUGGAACAUGGACGAGCUUCCGAAAUUUGAGAAGAACUUCUACGUUGAACACCCUGAGGUGCAACGCAUGAGUCAGCUUGACAUGGAAGAGUUCUGCAGAAAGAAGGAGAUCACCAUCAGAGGCACUGGCUGUCCAAGGGCGAUCCCUGCCUUUCACCAGGCGCAGUUUCCCCAGCAUGUGAUGGAUGUGCUGUCACAGCAGAACUUCAAGGAGCCGACAGCGAUCCAGUGUCAAGGCUUCCCUGUGGCCCUGAGUGGGAGGGACAUGGUGGGGAUCGCACAGACUGGCUCCGGAAAGACGCUGUCUUAUCUUCUUCCUUCUAUUGUACACAUCAACCACCAGCCCUACCUGGAGAGGGGAGAUGGCCCAAUUUGUCUGGUGUUGGCCCCGACGAGAGAGCUGGCCCAGCAGGUCCAACAGGUCGCAUAUGAAUAUGGCAGAGCUUCCCGUAUCAAAACCACCUGUGUCUACGGCGGAGCACCCAAAGGACCACAGAUCCGAGACCUCGAGAGGGGUGUUGAGAUAUGUAUCGCCACACCUGGUCGCCUCAUCGACUUCCUGGAGAGUGGCAAAACGAACCUGCGGCGCUGCACCUACCUGGUGCUGGAUGAGGCGGACCGCAUGCUGGACAUGGGCUUUGAGCCCCAGAUUCGCAAGAUUGUCGAACAAAUCAGACCUGAUAGACAGACUCUGAUGUGGAGCGCGACCUGGCCGAAGGAUGUUCGGCAGCUCGCGGAGGACUUCCUGAGGGACCACAUCCAGAUUAACAUCGGCGCUCUGGAGCUCAGCGCCAACCACAACAUCCUGCAGAUAGUCGACGUCUGCAAUGAGAAUGAAAAGGACCACAAACUGUUUCAGCUGAUGGAGGAGAUCAUGGCCGAGAAAGAGAACAAAACCAUCGUCUUUGUGGAGACGAAGAAGCGCUGUGAUGAUCUCACCAGGAGGAUGAGGCGGCAAGGCUGGCCAGCCAUGUGUAUCCAUGGAGACAAGAGCCAGCCAGAAAGAGAUUGGGUACUCAUUGAAUUUCGGAGUGGUAAAGCUCCCAUCCUGGUUGCUACCGACGUGGCCUCCCGUGGUCUGGAUGUGGAAGACAUCAAGUUCGUCAUCAACUAUGACUAUCCCAAUUCCUCCGAGGACUACGUCCACCGCAUCGGACGUACGGCGCGCAGCUCCAACAAGGGGACGGCCUACACCUUCUUCACCCCGGGGAACCUGCGGCAGGCGCGAGACCUGGUCCGGGUUCUGGCGGAGGCCCGGCAGGCCAUCAACCCCAAACUGCUCCAGUUCGUGGAGUCGGGGCGCGGCGGCGGAGGCGGCGGUGGCAGGAUGCGUUACCGUGCCAGCAGCAGCUCCACCAACUCCAACCAGUUCCAGAGGCCAAGUGAUCGCAGCAUGGGCGGCGGCAGUAGCGGCGGCGGCGGAAGCAGCGGCGGCGGCAGCAGCAGCAGCAAGGACGGCCGCAGUAGCUUCGGCCGCGACAGCCACAGCAGCCACGCCACUUCCUCUUUCAGGGACAGAGGCCGAGAUCAAAGGAGCGGCGGCGGCGGCUCGGAUCAGUACCAGAGUUACGGCUCCGGCGCGGCCGGGGGCGGAACCGGCUUCAACUCCCGCAACGGAGGUCCGGAUAAGCCCAGCCAGCCGCAGAGCCAGUUCAGCCAGCCGCUCGCCCCGCCUUCAUUGGCCGGGGGGCUGCCGUCUCUGAUGACCCAUCAGUUCGCAGCGCAGCAGCAAGCGCUCCUGGGCUUCGGGCCGCAAGCGCCGUACCCGUUUGUUGCCCCGCCCCCUCCCCCUCCGGGCGCUCAACUUCCCAGGAAGUAGAAUUAUGAAGCAGGAAGCACAGAGUUCACUUGCGUUACUUAAAUGUGUUCAACGUGUAAUUUUUCUUUUUACUCUCCCAACUUUUUUCAUCUCCAAGAGGGAGAUUUAAAAAUGAAAAAAAAAAAGCAUAUAGCUAAGGAGGUAAGGGCUUAUAUCUUUCAUUAGUGUUGUACUUUUUUUGGAUACAACUAAACUUAAAACUUUUACCGUUCUUAUUUCCCAACGUCAACUCGACCACACGGAACACGUUCCUCGUUUUCAUUUCAUGCGAACGCCGCAGCGGGGGAACGUCGUCCGUCUACGUCCCUCCGCCGUGUUUGAUGACGCGCUGGUCUACGGGAAUGUUUGGUUUUAUAGUUUACGCCGUCUCCGUCCAGUCGUGUCUUUCUCUCUGGUUUUUAUUAGUUAGAUUAUUUUUUUAUCCUUUUUUUUGUUUUUCCGGUUUUGACGAGCAUUACAUUCUAAUUAUCGCGUUGAUUUUGUGCGUUUGUGUUUUUCCAAACACUGAAGCGAUGCAUCCGAGUUGUGAAUCUUAUUCCAUUCUGUUGAUACCAUGCAACCACAAUUAUUGUCUCUCUUUACUCGUUUCCAUCCUCAAGCGACAAACGACUCGUUUCUAUUUUCUGCUCAUCAGCUCAUGCAGACCUAUUUUCGUACGGAUUGUGGAUUAAAUUUUCGUUUUUUGCUUUGUUUCAUCCUUCUUGUAUUUUUCUUCAUAAAUAAAGAAUCAAAACCGUA